UUCCUCUUUUGUCUGGUUUGUGUCUCAGAAAAAUCCAGGUUGUUGCCAAAUGUGCUGUUGAGUGUUCUUCUCAUCUAACCUCGCUUGCUCUAUACACUGUCAUGAAGUUACAGAGAACCAUAUUGAAGGUAGCUAGAUAAAGCCUGAAUCAUCAUGCCAUUUGGGUUUGUCUCAGCUUGGAACAAGAGACGUAGAACCAAGUCUCAGGAUCACACAGACCCUUGGAUAUAUAAACCUGUGGAGUUGUGGCAGAUUGAGGAUCAAACACGUCAGCCAAAGAGAAGGCAUAAUGGGUCGUCUGUGUUCACACUCAGGGAGAUGGAAGAAGCAACAUGUUCAUUCAGUGAUGAUAAUCUGCUCGGAAAAGGAGGAUUCGGCAAAGUCUACAGAGGCACUUUACGUUCAGGAGAGGUUGUAGCGAUUAAGAAAAUGGAGCUGCCAGCAUUUAAAGAAGCAGAGGGGGAGAGAGAGUUCAGAGUGGAAGUGGAUAUCUUGAGCAGAUUGGACCACCCGAAUCUUGUUUCCUUGAUAGGUUAUUGUGCAGAUGGAAAGCACAGAUUCCUGGUUUAUGAGUAUAUGCAAAAUGGGAACCUGCAAGAUCAUUUAAAUGGCAUUGGAGAGAGAAAAAUGGAUUGGCCUUCAAGACUCAAAGUGGCACUGGGGGCUGCAAGAGGCCUUGCUUAUCUCCAUUCAAGUUCUGCAGUUGGAAUUCCAAUUGUUCAUAGGGAUUUCAAAUCCACCAAUGUUCUCUUAAAUGCUAACUUUGAAGCAAAGAUAUCAGAUUUUGGGUUGGCUAAGUUUAUGCCGGAAGGACAAGAAACUCAUGUCACAGCUAGAGUACUUGGUACUUUUGGAUACUUUGAUCCAGAGUAUACAUCGACAGGGAAACUGACGCUGCAAAGUGAUGUUUACGCAUUUGGUGUUGUUCUUCUUGAACUUUUAACUGGACGACGAGCUGUAGAUCUGAACCUGGGUCCCAACGAUCAAAACCUCGUAUUACAGGUGAGACACAUAUUGAAUGAUCGGAGGAAGCUGAGGAAGGUGAUAGAUCCAGAAAUGGCGAGGAACUCAUACACAAUGGAAUCCAUAGCCAUGUUCGCGAACCUGGCAUCAACAUGUGUCCGUACAGAUAGUUCUGAGAGGCCUUCCAUCGUAGAUUGUGUUAAACAACUCCACCAGAUUAUAUAUACCAAUUCAAGAGGUCUUGGAAUGGUUUUGCAUAGUUUCAGAAUGAUUUAAUAAUACGUUUGAACCCCAUAUAUAUAUAUAAAUAAAAACACUUUUCCAAGUUCAAA
This is a messenger RNA of Neltuma alba, 1295 nucleotides long. Its product is annotated as probable serine/threonine-protein kinase PBL28. The transcript is spliced from 8 exons. NCBI's taxonomy places the organism in Eukaryota, Viridiplantae, Streptophyta, Magnoliopsida, Fabales, Fabaceae. The record is from RefSeq and is a predicted model, not a curated record. The coding region runs from base 154 to 1239 and encodes 361 amino acids. Gene Ontology annotation, biological process: protein phosphorylation. Gene Ontology annotation, molecular function: protein kinase activity; ATP binding.